Aspergillus campestris IBT 28561 is the source of this 585-nucleotide messenger RNA. RefSeq lists its product as uncharacterized. The record is from RefSeq and is a predicted model, not a curated record. Lineage: Eukaryota; Fungi; Ascomycota; Eurotiomycetes; Eurotiales; Aspergillaceae. Bases 13 to 585 code for a protein of 190 amino acids. The transcript has a single exon.
AAUCAAUACAAUAUGAAGCUCCUUACGCUCGCAGCCGCCGCGGCCCUCCCCACCGUCUCCCUCGCCUGGGAAUUCACCUGGCACAGCGCCGACGGUGAGUCGCACACCGAGUCCGGCAAGGGCGCCAGCGAAUGCAUCAAGGUCAACCACGCCAAGGGCGAGGUCUUCCGCAUAGACUCCAAGGGCGAGAAGUUCAUCGACAUGCGCCUGUACGACACGGACGACUGCGAGGGCGAUCCCUCCGGUCAAGCCAGCAAGUUCUUCACCAAGGAGUCGUCAAUCGCCAUUAAGGGGUUCCAGGUCGUGCAGUUGAAUGAAACAGGUGCGCCUGAUGAUAAGGAGGAUGAGGAUGAUAAAGACGAUGAGGAUGACUUCACCCUUCCGACUGUUUCGUCCACGCCCACUCCUACUGCUACUUCAACUUCUGCGGACGGGGGCGCGAAGCCGACUGGUGCGUCCGGGUCGACUACCCCAUCGCCGACGCCGUCGGGGUCGCUCGCUGCGCCUGUUGUUGGUGGAAACAUGGGACAUGUUGCGGGAGCAAUUGGUGUUGCCUGUGUUGUGGCAGGUUUGUUUGGAUACUAG